AUGCCUUUCCUUUUGAACCCCCCAGCAAACUCAUCUCCCGCUUCAUCAGCAGCACCUGCUGCAGGUGUGCGUACACGUCAAUCUGCAGCAAAUAAUCAAACAGGGCCCCCAGGGCCCCCCUCUCUUACAGACUUCUCCCCUUGGGGCCCCCCACCCGAUACCCGUCUCCCUGGGGGCCCCCUAUCCUGGGGCCCCCCUCUAGGGGGCCCCCAAGGCCCUCGUGGGGGGCCCCCUGGAGGGGGGCCCCUAAAUGGGGGGCCCCCAAAUGGGGGGCCCGCAACUGGGGGGCCCCCCACGAGGACCCCCAAAGGGGGGCCCCCUGCAGCAACCCAGGGGCCCCCCGUAGGUGCCCCUGAGGAUACAGACAGCAGCAGCAGCAGCAGCAGCUGCACGGGCCUACCCGCCGGUAAAGCACCGCGUGCUGUAGAAGGAGCAGCAGCAGCACCAGCAACAGCAGCUACAGCAGCAGCAGCAACAGUACCAGCAGCAGCAACACCUACAGCGGGCGAUGCAGCAAAAUCUGCUGAACCAGAAGGAGCAGCAACAGCAGCAGAAGCAACAGAAGCAGAAGCAACAGCAGCACCACCGGCAGCGAGUUCACCUACCGCAGCAGCAGCAGCAGCAGCAGCAGGAUCGACGCGAGCAGCGACACCGCCGCAGGAGGCUUGUGCUUCUGCUGCUGAUUGGGAUGUGCAUACACCUGAACAGCAGCAGCAGCAGCAGCAACAGAAGCAGCAGCAGCAGCAGCAGCAAGACUGUCCUGUUUUCCCUGGGGGAGAGUACUCGGGGCAGAAGAUAAGCAUGGCUACCAACCCGGCGUCUGCUGCUGCUGCUGCAGCAGCAGCAGCAGCAGCAGCAGCAGCAGCAGGUAGCUCCUUAGGGAAUUUGCAGCUUCACUGGAACCCUCACAUGAGGCCUCCCCACACGGUCUUAUGGCCGGAGGCGCAGCAGCAGCAGCAGCAGCAGCAGCAGCAGCAACAGGCGCAGCAGCAGCAGCUGCUGCAGUCAAGUGACUUUCUUACUGUAGCUGCUGCUGCUGCUGCUGCUGCAAGGCAGCUGCAAACCUCAGACUGCUGGGGGUUUGUUAAGGGAGAGCCCCCGCUGGCUGCUCCAACGCUCUUUCGCAGCAACAGCACCAGCAGCACAAGCAGCAGCAGCAACAAUCACAGCAGCAGCAUCAGCAGCAGCGUCAGCAGCAGCAGCAGCCUCGUUUAUUUACCCUUGGGAGCGGCGACUCCUUUCAUGCCUCUGCCAGGCGGCAGCGGAGAGGAAUCUGCUGCUGCAGCAGCAGCUGUUGCUGCUGCUGCUGCAGCACCAGCAGCAACAACCACUGCAGCAGCAGCAGAGCAGCAGCCUGUCCUUGCAGGCGCCGUGACAAAGCACCUGCAACACCUACAGCCAGCAGCAGCAGCAGGAGCAGCAACAACAGCAGCAGCAACAGCAGCAACAACAGCAACAGCAGCAGCAGCAGCAGCAGAAACUCCCUCCUUCUGGAUCCCCGCGGAAGCGUGGCAAGAGAAGCUGCUUCCUGCUGCUGCUGCUGCUAUUCUUGCUGCGGACACGCAGUCAGCAGCAUCACCAGCAGCAGCUUCUGCUGCUGCUGCAGCUCCUGCUGCUGCUGCUGCUAGUACCUCGUGCGGGGAUGAGGGGUCGUCAACUGCUGGAAGUACAGAGACCUCUCCUCCAGCUGUUGCUGCUUCUGCAGAUGAUGAUGCUGCUGCUGCUGCUGCUGGCACACGCGGUACAGAAGCAGCAGCAGCAACAGCAGCAGCAGCAGCAGCAGGAGACGCCGGAUGUAGCACAGCAGGAGACGAAUCCUCCUCGCCGUCUCCCUCAUCAUCAUCAUCAUCAUCAUCAGCAGCAGCAGCAGCAGCAGCAUCAUCAUCAUCAGCAGCAGCAGCAGCAGGAGCAGCAGCAGCAGCAGCAGCAGGAGCAGCAGCAGCAGAAGGCAGUGUUGGGGGUGCGCACUUAACCCCGUUAUUUUCGCUGCGGCAGCUAAGCUGCAGCAUUGAGACGGUGUGGGGCCCCCCUGUUGCUGCAGCAGGGGCCCCUGUUUGGAGGCUGCACUUGCAUGCAGCUUUAUGCGGUGUUGUAUUAGCAGGCAGAGGAUGGCUGAGAGUCGUUGAAGGAGAGAGAGAAGAGAAAGUUAUGUUAACAAAGGGUGCAGCCUUUUGUGUCCCUCCUUUGAUUGCGCAUCUAUUUGCUGCUGCAGCAGAAACGCCGCUAGUGCUGUUCGUUGCUUACUCUCCCCCGCUUACAACGCAUGCAAGCAGCAGCAACAGCACCUACUGCAGCAGCAGCAGCAGCAGCAACAGCAACAGCAACAGCACCACCAAUAGCACUGGCAGCAGUAUAGGCGCGUACUAUACAGGCACGCAUGCCACCGGGUUGGCUGCAGCUGCUGCGCAGCAGCAGCAGCAGCAACUGCAGCAGCAGCAGCAACAGCAGCAGCAGCAGCAGCAGCAGCUGCAGCAACAUCUCGUCCAGCAGCUGCAGCAGCUUUCCUUGCCGCCCAUGACGGACACAGGUUCAGCAGAGCUGCAGCCAACUGCAGCAAACGCAACAGCAGCAGCAGAAGCAGCAACCGAUAGGCAUGACCCUGCGCAGCAGCAGCUGCAGCAGCAGCAGCACAAGCAGCAGCAGCAGCACAAGCAGCAGCAGCAGCACAAGCAGCAGCAGCAGCAGCAGCAGCACGGAUGCGACCCUUGGGCCUUUGAAGAGACUGCGGGGCCCCCAUAG
Molecule: messenger RNA, 2739 nt
Organism: Eimeria acervulina
Lineage: Eukaryota; Apicomplexa; Conoidasida; Eucoccidiorida; Eimeriidae
Exons: 2
Coding region: 1-2739 (912 amino acids)
Biological process (GO): regulation of transcription by RNA polymerase II
Cellular component (GO): nucleus
Molecular function (GO): transcription cis-regulatory region binding
Source: RefSeq, a predicted model, not a curated record